Messenger RNA from Nematocida major, 2364 nucleotides. RefSeq lists its product as uncharacterized. The transcript has a single exon. Bases 1 to 2364 code for a protein of 787 amino acids. NCBI's taxonomy places the organism in Eukaryota, Fungi, Microsporidia. The record is from RefSeq and is a predicted model, not a curated record.
AUGAAAAUAGCAGGACAAAAGCAAAAAUGCAUGUUUGUGCUGUUUGGCGCGAUGAUGCGCACAUCUUUUUGCUCGGAUAAAGAGGUGUGCAGUUGCGUGUCUGCAGAAAAGCCCCUUAGGUGCCCGAGCCCGAGCGCUGUGGAGAAGCACGCGCAGGAAACCCCAUUCUCUGUGGGCCGGUCAAAACGCACAGCGAGAUACACAAAAAACCCGCUGCAAAAAAAAAUAGUCUCUGCAGAGCACCAGCUAGCAAAACCGUCGUUCGCUCUAAAGAGCGCCCGAAGCAGAGCUCCUAGCCCGGGCGCCCUAAAAGGCUCCAGAGAAAAGCACUCCGUCCUUAAACCAGGACAUGCGCGGCAGAGCCCGGUGCUGGAGUUUCUUCUGGGAAGCGCCGCUAAGAACAGAAGCCCGCCCGAGGAAAAGUACCACCUUCUGCUGGAGGCCGAGGCGCUUCUGGCAGGCAUUGAAAGCUUUGAGCAGUCUGGGUGGAAGCUUGAAGGGAGUGGCCAGGCGCUUCUGGAUCUUUUUGAAAAAACCGAAAACAUAGUCCAAGCCCUGCACGGGGUGUUUCUCUGGAGCCGGGAAGAGGUGCAGAGCGCCAUUCGAUUUUUUGAAUGCCACUUCCCAGAUGCCGGAAAUCACAGCGCACAAAGCACAACCGAGCAGAAAGGCGCUAUAUGUUCCGAGAGCACAGCAUGCGAGCUUAUCCAAGCGAUGGAAAAAGCCGUAGGCACAGCAUGCGGCCCCGGGCCCCUGCCCUCCAUUCUCCUGAAAAACGAUAUGAGCAGCCUGCGCGCGGCCAUACAGAGCCUCUUCACAAUUUCAGAGGUGUUCAGCGACUUCUGCAGAACUAGCAAAGACUUCAUUGCCCAAAUGCACCAGAGACAUCUGGAAAACCAAGCGCUGAAAAAAAAGCUGCAGCACCUCUUAGAACAAUGCACAGGCACAAAAGUCGAGUUUGCUGCUUUUUUUGGCACACUUUCUGCCCUGCAGGAGAUGGCAAGCAUUAUGUCUGCGCAUGGAGGAAGAGCCGCGGCCACAGAAAGCUACAAAGACGCGGUAAGCACGGCCUGCGCCAAAGUAGAACACGCGCUGUGCAAGCACUGGCUCUGGAUGCACGUGUAUAGAAAGGACUCAUGGUUUGCGCAUGCCCAAUACGCUUUUCUGCGCCAGUUUGUGGCCAUUUUCUACCAUAUAUGCCCGCCGUGUGCGGGCAAGCCGCCUCUAGAGGGAAAAAGUCGCAUUUUUCUCAGCGAAUACAUAAAAGUCUUUUUUAUGGUAGAUAAAGAGGCUGGAACAGCACAGUUUUGGCAUAGAAAAAGCCUUCUGUGCAACAGUCCUAGAAGGGCGCCUUUUCAAGAAAUGCACAUGCACCAUGUAUACUACAUGGACAACGAGAAACAGGCGCGGAAAGUUGUGGUUUUGCCGACACAGGCAGGCGUUGGCCUGCGGUGUGCGCACAUUAUAGCUUACAUUUCGGCGCUCUACAGCAAGCCGAAGCAAAACCUGCAUGUGUUUGCGUUUAGCCCGAAAACCCGCACAUGGUCGUACAGAGACCCUGAAGCCACCGCAUACGCAGCGCCCUGCAGCGCAAGCGCUGAGAUUUUGGUGUUCUACUACAUCAAGGAGGCAGACUCUCCGGACGCCCAAACAAACCUUCUGCUUGCAGAGUUUCGCUCCUUUUCUGACUGCAGGGAGCCAAAAGACACCAGAAUUUUGCGGUUUCCUCUGUUUCUCAACGAGCUGUUUGCGGGGGUAUUGGCGCACUUCCAGGUUGGGUAUGUAUGCGAAAAGUGUGCAGAAGCAAGACCUGCUCGCAUCCGGUCCCUGCGCGACGUGGCGGGCGCCACUCCACACAUUUAUACAGCCGAGCCAGGGAACGGAAAAGACUACUACGCACAAAACAGCAUGCGCAUUGGCGAGCAGGCAGAUCACCAAGACUUAGAGCUGGAGAUUGCAAACGCCACUCUUUCGCUUGAAAAAGGAAAACCAGCCCAUAAACGUUCUAGCCUGUAUAUAUACACAUACCAUAUACGGAGCAUAGAGCUGGGCAAGCACAGCACCAUAUACAUGAAGAAGAAUUUGCACAACAACCUGUCCUUAAGCAGCUCGAAGAUGUUUGGCUGUAACAAAAUACGAACAAUUGCGGUUAACAGCAAGUGUGAGAACGAUUGGGCGGUGAUUUGCCUGGGCGACUCGCGCAUGCAAAGCCCGAAAAUCUCCAAAAUACUUUCUGGGGAAGGCCUACUCGUUCCCACAUAUGCAAUAUUCAGCCCAGACUGGCAGCAGGUUCGCAAUCAACUGGGGAUAGUUGGGUAUAUGCUUGAGUACAUGCUGGAGAAGCCAGCUGCGCACAGUAAAUAA